Messenger RNA from Penicillium riverlandense, 3438 nucleotides. RefSeq names its product DNA-dependent ATPase RAD26. Gene Ontology annotation, biological process: transcription-coupled nucleotide-excision repair. Gene Ontology annotation, molecular function: ATP binding; ATP-dependent chromatin remodeler activity. The transcript has 3 exons. The record is from RefSeq and is a predicted model, not a curated record. Lineage: Eukaryota; Fungi; Ascomycota; Eurotiomycetes; Eurotiales; Aspergillaceae. Gene Ontology annotation, cellular component: nucleus. The coding region runs from base 1 to 3438 and encodes 1145 amino acids.
AUGUCUUCGGUUGGCGCUGACGAGGCUAGUCGCCUUCGGGCGCUUCAGGCGGACGUGCGCGACCAGGAUGACCUUGAGAGAGACAUCACUCGUCAAGCAGACAAGGCCCUCGCGGAGAGGGCCGAGGAAAACGACACCAAGCGGCUAGAGAAGGCUCUCAACGAAAAGGCGAGAGUCGAAUCUCAGGUGCGGAAGGCGCAGCAUCGUCUACAGCAGCCAGUUGGCGCUGUCACCCGGCGACGCAUCGAGAACGAGCUGCGAGGACUGGAAGCGCGCAAGAAUGGCCUGGCCAAGGAUGUGAUGGAAAUCCAGAAGCGCAUCGACGAGAGACGCGAGAAACAGGAAAACCCUACUGCGGUCACCGGCUCGGGACGGCAGCCGAACGAGUCUCGUCGUGACUACCUCAUCCGCACUGGAAAAAUCACUCCAUUCGCCGCUGUGAACGCGGAUUCGAAGAAUGGGCCGCUUGCCAACCUACACGAUGCUCUCAUCGAUGUUGAAGAUAAAUAUGACGAAGACGAGGAGCGUGAACAAUUAAGGGGCCAACCUACCGCAUCGCAUGUUCAUCUAGCGCGGCCCGGGUUUGGCUUUGACGAAAUUAGUGCGGACAGUCGUUCUGAUAGCACCGUGUCGGGUGAAGGAAAGCGACGGAAGCUCGAUUCAAGCCCAGAGGCGAAGAAACGGCACAGGACUCGUGUGUCAACUUCUCCCAGCGCGGAUUCUUCCGCAAGCUAUGUUGCCUCGGAAGAUGCUGAUGAUGUGUCUGAGGAGGACGACUUUAUGCCAGACACCGUCCCCGAGCCCAUGCUCAUUAGCAAGCGUAAAAAGGACGUGUCUGGUGAAGAGCUGGAGGACUUCAGCGGUGUCGAUGAUGGUAAUGAAAGCGUUUAUCAAUCUCGUCUCACCAAGUGGGUCAGCAAACGCAGCGGCGCCCGCAAGCGUGCUCAGAAGGAUACUCCAGUUAAAGAUGAAUAUGAGGACGACGAGGAAUGGCUCAAGCCGCACCCAACCAUACCUGAUGAGGAGAUUACGAACGGACUUCUCAUUCCUGGCGAUAUCAAUCGUUUCCUCUUUGGCUACCAACGAACUGCCGUCCAGUGGCUUUGGGAGCUCCACCAACAAAAGGUGGGAGGAAUCAUCGGAGAUGAGAUGGGUCUCGGCAAGACGAUCCAGGCCAUCGCUUAUCUGGCGUCACUGCAUCACAGCAAAAUGUUCGAUAAGCCUGCUCUGGUUGUUUGUCCUGCAACGCUCAUGGAACAGUGGGUCAAUGAAUUUCAUCGUUGGUGGCCACCUUUCCGUGUCUCAAUUCUACACUCGUCUGGCAGUGGUAUGGUCAACCUUCGCAAGGAAACCACCCGCGAGGAAGCACUUACGGCCGAGUUGAUAGGCGGCUACCAUUCGCGCCAUUUCUCUGCGGGCCAAAAGGCUGCGAAAAAAAUCAUCAACCGAGUCACUGAGGAAGGGCACGUUCUUGUUACCACUUAUUCUGGUUUGCAGUCUUAUGCAGAUGUUCUUGUUGAUGUUGAAUGGGGAUGUGCCAUACUCGACGAGGGCCACAAAAUUCGGAAUCCAGACGCCGGUAUCACCUUCAGUUGUAAAGAGCUUCGCACCCCUCACCGCAUCAUCUUAUCAGGAACACCUAUGCAGAACAGCUUAGUCGAUCUGUGGUCCCUCUUCGACUUUGUCUUUCCGAUGCGCCUAGGGAAUUUGGUGAACUUUAAGAGCCAGUUUGAAAUCCCCAUUCGCCAGGGCGGAUAUGCCUCUGCAAGCAACCUCCAGGUCCAGACCGCUGCCAAGUGCGCGGAAACCCUAAAAGACGCCAUCAGUCCUUAUCUGCUCCAGCGGUUCAAGGCCGAUGUUGCGAAAGACCUCCCGCAGAAGAGUGAACAGGUCAUCUUCUGCAAUCUGACACAGUGGCAGCGAACCAUCUACCGUCGGUUCCUAGAAUCGGAUGACAUGAAGUCCAUUCAUCUAGGCAAGAGAAAUGCCCUCUUCGGCAUUGACCUUCUUCGCAAAAUCUGCAACCACCCGGACCUAGCAGACCACGCGCUACGAUCAAAAGAAGCAGAUUACGGCAAUAGCGAGCGCUCAGGCAAGAUGCAGGUGCUCAAAGGUCUCUUAGAAGUAUGGCGUGACACCAGACACAAGACUUUGUUAUUCGCGCAGACCCGCCAGGUGCUAGAUAUUCUGGAAAAGUUCAUCCGGUGGAUGGGUGAUUUCAAUUACCGCAGAAUGGAUGGCACUACUCCGAUCAAGGAUCGCCAGAGCAUGGUCGAUCGGUUUAACUCAGAUCCUAGUGUUCAUGUGUUCUUACUCACUACCAAAGUCGGAGGUAUAGGAAUCAACUUGACUGGCGCCGACCGGGUGAUCAUUUAUGAUCCUGACUGGAACCCGUCUACUGACAUGCAGGCGCGCGAGCGAGCAUGGCGGCUAGGCCAGAAACGCGACGUCACAAUCUUCCGCCUCAUGACCAAAGGCACCAUUGAGGAGAAAAUUUAUCACCGACAGAUCUUCAAGCAAUUCUUGACUAACAAAAUCACGCGCGACCCGCAAUCUCGGGAAGGUUUCAACCUCAGUGAUCUCUACGACCUGUUUACUCUCUCGGACGAGCAUGAAAAAGACCUGGAGACUGCAAAGCUAUUCAAAGAUGCGCAGGUUACCUACCGUGAAAAAGCAAAGAACGAACCCGGUAAAUCUCGUGAGGGUCAACCCAACCCCCCCUCUGAGUCUCGGAAAGAAGACGAUAUUAGCACUGUCCAGGGCGUCGCCUCCAUUGAAGAAUUCAAGUAUGACUCGGAAGACCCGGAAAAAGAAGGCAACGUCAAAAACGCUGAGGACCGGAUCAUGCAAGGCAUCUUCGCCCGGUCGAACGUGCACGCCGCACUCGAACAUGAGGAGAUCGUGAACGGAAAACGCAAAGUGCGCGCCGAUCCGAAAAUAAUCGAAGCCGAAGCCCGCCGCGUCGCCGACGAAGCCGCCGAAGAGCUCCGGAAAGCGGGCGAGACCGCUCGCACCGUCCCGAUCGGUCUGCCCACUUGGACCGGCCAAUUCGGCAUCGCGGGCCGGGACCGGUCCGGCGGGAGCAGUAGCUCGGCGCGUCCUGCCGGCGCGGGGCCAUCGUCUGCGAGUCUCGUUGCCAAUCUCAACCCUCGCGCUUCGGUGCGGUCUGCCGAUUCCUCUUCUCCCGCGCCAACGCGUAUGCCGCGUGGCAAGGACUUUCUGGCCAUGAUCCGGGACUACAUCGCCUCCCGCCGCGGGCCAGUGUACUCGCAGAUGCUCAUCGAUGAGUUUAGCCACUACUGCAACACACCGCAGCGGAUAGCAGAGUUCCAGGAGAUGCUCAAAAAGGUUGCUACACUUAGCCGUGCGGCGGAUGGACGGGGAAAGUGGACGUUGAAUCCAGAGUUUGCUAAGAAGCCGCCUGCGGGGAGGAGGUAG